Messenger RNA from Dinoponera quadriceps, 1358 nucleotides. It is a transcript of the gene Rae1, whose product is annotated as mRNA export factor. Gene Ontology annotation, cellular component: nuclear pore. The record is from RefSeq and is a predicted model, not a curated record. Lineage: Eukaryota; Metazoa; Arthropoda; Insecta; Hymenoptera; Formicidae. The transcript has 7 exons. Gene Ontology annotation, biological process: transcription-dependent tethering of RNA polymerase II gene DNA at nuclear periphery; RNA export from nucleus. Gene Ontology annotation, molecular function: RNA binding; ubiquitin binding. Bases 156 to 1223 code for a protein of 355 amino acids.
UGUAUAGUGUAUAGUGAAUUCUCCAUUGUGAAAAAACGGCAAGUCGAGAUUGGCAACCUUAUCACUUCUUAUUUUCCAGCAACCUCCGCGUUCGAUGGAUAUAAACCGUGCGAAGUAAGUGCCUGAGGAAGUAAACAAGAUCAAAUCCGUUAGCAAUGUUUAAUCAGAGCAGCACUUUAAGGACGGGAACGUCAUCUUCCUCAAAUCCUAUGCAAGAUUUUGAGGUUGUUUCACCUCCAGACGAUUCCAUUUCGAGUUUGGCAUUUAGUCCACCAUCGAUUCAACAGAAUUUCCUUGUAGCCGGUUCUUGGGACUGCAAUGUCCGUUGCUGGGAAGUCGAGCAGUCUGGCAAGACUGUACCGAAAUCAAUGCAAAGUAUGGCAGCUCCAGUUUUGGACGUAUGCUGGAGUGACGAUGGCACUAAAGUGUUCAUGGUAUCGUGUGAUAAAACGGCAAAAUGUUGGGAUCUGGCCACAAAUCAGAGUGUGCAAGUAGCGGCACAUGACGCACCAAUCAAAACAUGUCAUUGGAUAAAGGCUAGUAAUUAUUCCUGUUUAAUGACUGGUUCCUGGGAUAAAACACUAAAGUUUUGGGAUUUGCGCAGUGCUAAACCAGCAAUGGUUAUUAAUUUACCUGAAAGAUGUUACUGUGCUGAUGUCGAUUAUCCUAUGGCUGUUGUGGGAACAGCUGGACGUGGAUUAACAGUCUACCAACUAGAAGGUAGUCCACGCGAGUAUAAAACUGUCGAGUUGAGUUUGAAAUAUCAGUAUCGUUGUGUAGCGAUUUUCAAGGAUAAGAAAAAAGCUCCGACUGGUUUUGCAAUUGGUAGUACGGAAGGACGUGUUGCAAUCCAUCAUUUGAACCUUAGCUCCAAGGAAAACUUCACUUUCAAAUGUCAUCGAACAAAUGGCACGCCUAAUGGAUAUCAGGAUAUCUAUGCUGUUAACGAUAUUGCAUUCCACCCGGUACAUGGAACCGUGGCUACCGUAGGAAGUGACGGUACUUUCGGUUUCUGGGAUAAAGACGCGCGCACAAAACUAAAAUCGUCCGAAACGAUGGAACAACCCAUCGCGCGUUGCUGCUUUAAUCACAAUGGACAAAUAUUCGCAUACGCUGUCUCCUAUGAUUGGUCUAAGGGUCAUGAAUAUUAUAAUCCAGCAAAGAAGAACUCAAUCUUCUUGAGACCAUGUUACGACGAGUUAAAACCGAAAGCUUCACCUUAAGGCUGAUAGAAGUAUAAGGAGAAGUUUAUUACUACGUUUGAUGCCACUUGAGUCUUUGGUGAUCUACAUUGACUGUCCGUUCGAGUCGUUUUUGGUAUUUUGACUUUGUAAAAAUAAACAUGAAAUAUUCCAUAA